CUGCCAGUCGUCGAGCCAGUUCCUGUCCGCGUCCGUGUUGACAGCUCUCACACCCGACACCGGUAGCUGCUAGCCCGGAGGAUGCACUAGUGGCUGUUUGAAUGGUUCUGUGGGAAGAAGCACAACCACAACUGUGAUGCAAGGAUUUUAAAACUCACGUUAAUCUUUGGUUAAAACAGAAAGAGCGAAGCCACACUGCCCGGACUUGAGAGCAGACGAGCGUCUAAGAGACUGAGAGUGUCUGAGAAAGGCCAUGGACCACCAGAGGCAGAGGACUCUCUCCACAUCAGGAGACUCGUUGUAUGCUGUGCUCGGAGUUGACAAGGCUGCCACAACAGAGGAUAUUAGGAAAUGUUACAGGAAGCUGGCAUUGAAAUAUCACCCCGAUAAAAACCCAGACAACCCAGAUGCAGCUGAAAAAUUUAAGGAAAUAAACAACGCCCAUUCUAUCCUGGUUGAUGGCACCAAGAAGAACAUCUAUGAUAAAUAUGGCUCACUGGGGCUAUACGUGGCAGAACAAUUUGGAGAGGAGAAUGUCAACACUUACUUUGUUCUGUCUAGCUGGUGGGCAAAGGCGUUGUUCGCUUUCUGCUGCCUGGCAACAGGUUGUUAUUGCUGCUGCUGCCUGUGUUGCUGCUGUAACUGUUGCUGUGGGAAAUGUAAACCUCGGCCACCCAUGGACCAGGAACCGGACUUCUUUGUCUCACCUGAGGACCUUGAGGCCCAGAUGACUGCAGACGAGAGAGAUGGAGGUGAACCCAUCAUCAUGCAGCCAUCAUCAGCCACAGAAACCACUCAGCUCACCUCUGAUGCACAUCAAAGCUACAAGACAGAUAAUUACUAAACAUGCACAUGUACAUAAACACAGCUCACACUUUUCAAGUCAUCACAGAAACUAGGACUGGGCGGUCUUGACUUAAAUUAAUUUCAAUGUUAUUCCAGCAUCAUUUUAAACUUGUAUGUGUUCCAUGAAUUGUUUUUAAAAAUUCUCAUUCACCCACACAUCUGUUUUUAUAUCUGGAUAUAUACAGUUUGUAGUAUGUAGUGCUUCUAUCAGCCCAUUACAAAUACAUUUCUAUCAACAAAUCUAGUGACUUUUUGAUAAAAUAAAAGUAUUCACUUGCUGUUAGUUGCCAAAACAGCCCAGCAAGUGCAAGCACCUGCUUUUCCUCCAGCAUUUCUCUUUACAUGAGCUGACAAUUGUCACGUUCCGUUACACUUUUUCACGAAAUAAAUUCGAAACUGUGAUUUUUUGCGAUUAAAAGUAGUGCAGCGGUGGGUCUGUGUUUUGGAAUAACCAUCAUUCCCGUAACUUUCCGCAUCUCAUCCUGCAAGACUUCUCUUCAAAGUGACGAAGAAGAUAGACAAAAAAAUAUUUUUUUGUGACAAAUUAUUGCAGUUGGUGCCACCUCUGUAGAGAAAAUAGUCAGAUGAUGAAGGCAGCAGAUGAUCAUUCAAAUGACUAUUCAGAAAGAAAGCUCUUAUGUAGUGCAGUAAUGCAUGAUGAUUAAGUAGUGUUAUAGUACAACUAGAUGGUAUGAAUGAGGUUAAAAACAGCCAGAAACUACAUUUUGAUGACUUUAGAUUGACGGGCUACGUCACCUUUAGCGCUGCCAGACAUGGAAAUGUGCAAAUAGUGAUUCCAUUACACUUUAGGGAUAAACUGAGUUAUCAAAUCACCUGGAAAACCACAUGUGCGUGAAAAGAUUUUUGCGAUAUUUGGGAGUUUAUUCCGCGUUAGAGCCAUUUCCAUUACAGGAUUUCGUUUAAUAUUUGGGGUUUUCGUCCAUUCGAGGGGUAAUGAAAACACGACUGAAGAAAGAGAGACAUUAGGAUCUGAAGCUGACGUCAUGAAGAGAUUGUGGUACAAGACGCAACAGUGACCCCUUUCUCAUUCUGCCUUCAUUCACAAACGGUGCAUUCACAGUGAUCCUAGAAAGGCACAGUAUUCCCUCCCCAGUGUGUUCUUUCGUAAAGCGUUAUGCCAUUCAUCACUCUGUUCCUCACCUCUAUUUCACAAUCCACAGUCUGCAACAAGUCCUUCAGGUUUCUGGUCUCUGAUUUGAUCUAGUCUCCACUGAAUAAUGCAGCUUAGUACCUGGGACACCCACAAUAGUGUCAGCCUCCCCAUUACUGCAAGCUUGUCUUCCUGCUAUUGCUGCGAGAGGCAGAUGGCAGCCUUGCUUCAGCCGGGAUGACGGCUCGAGGUUCCUAAGUUGCUAAGCUUGGCAGCAGCGUUUGCUGAGUAGCUAGCGCCUUAAGCUGAGUGACAGCAUUUGUACUAAGGCCAGCCCAGCUGGUCUCUGGCCCUCCUGCCUGCCUUGUUAACGCUGACACUUUUUCCCCGCCGGUCAUUUACAGACUAAGCAGAGGUGACACAUGCUGUCAAAGCAUGCCAGUGUUUGUAAUGGAAUCAUCAUCAUGACCUCGGGGGUAUUAUUGGUAAGGGCAUUGUGCCCCACUAUGCCCACUUCUCCUAACACACAACUGUUGUUUAAUUUCAUUUCCAGUAAAGAAAUCUAUCGAUGGUAGAAAUCUAGAAUUCCCAAUCCUGAAUACAAUUCGCCUUCGUAUUUAGUUAAGGUACACUGACAUACAAAAAGGCACAUUAGUCCUGAAUUGAGGAAUCUCUUUGAAAAUGGCUCCUGACAGGAGGAUAUAAAUGGUAUGUCAAAAUUCUAUGUAUGACAUAAAAGUUACUAAAGUACCUUUUAGUAAUUACUAUUUUCUUUUAAAAUACAGUGAAGGGAAGAUUGUUAAGUAUCGCCCAGCCCUAAGAGCUACUUUAUCAGCCAAUAACACACUCAUACAAUCACACAUGGACAUCAAAGAUGGGCUGCACCACGAUCACAGGACUCAUGGAUAUAUGCUGCACACAUACUUGCACAGUUCAUCACUUCAUCCUCCUCACACUGAACCACACAUGACAAAAUAGUCAUGACUUUGCUCACCAACGGACAAGCUCUCUGGUGAAGCCUUUUUGUUUUUUUCACAACCAAGAUUGAAUAAGAGAAGGAGGAAUAAAGGGAGCUGCUGCAGAGGGAAAUGCACCUGAAUUAAUUCUGCUUUUCUUUCUUUGCACAUAUCAUGAUGGUUUUGAUUUUGGUUUUGAUAUUUUUAUCCCCUAUCUCAUAUAUAUGAGAUAUGUCCUCAUAUGAUAUAUGAGGAUUAAUGAAAAUGGUAAUCUAGAGUCACGGCAGGGAGUAGAUAAGGUUUUAGUGAUGAAUUGUCAGAAUGUGGACGCUGAUCUGCUGGAUACAUCAUAGGAUGGUUUUACCUGUAGGAUGUACCCAAACUUUUUUUCUUUUUCAAGACAUGAACUGAAAUGAUGUUAGCUGUCUAAAUGUUAGUAAACGAGUAAGACAGUGAGGUGGGUAGUGAUUUCCAACUAAUAUUUUUGUAAUCCGGGAAAAAAUGCUUGUUUUUAACCCAAGGUGGAAAUUUGGCUUACAGCUCAUUAUAUUUGCUUAUAUUUAAAUGUAUUUAUGUUUCCACUUGUCUGUGUGAUCACCAGCAUCAUCAUAAAGAAAAUGUGUAAGCCUCUGUACAGUCAACGCCAUGUUUCCUUAAUCUGUAAAACAUCCACGUCUGUCAGUAUCAUGUCAAGGAAACUUGAGCGUUUUCUAAAUUGUAGAUGUUUUCUAAUUGUCUAGAAUGCAAAAAGUAAUUUUUAUCUCUUGGAUGUGUAGGCGACUGUUUCUUGUUAGCUUGCUGAGAAACACUUCACUCAACUCCUUGCUGACUGUGGAAGUAAGUCAGAGAUCACAUCUGUCCUGUCAGCCAAAAAUGAUUGAUCCACAUGUGGAGAAGGUCAUUGUUUUAUUCUCUCCACUCUAAUGUUCAUUAUGACGGGGGCGCUAGUAGCUGUGAAGAAUUAGCUCGCACUUACAUGUUGUUUUUGUUUUUAACGUUGAGAACUAAUUGUUAAUGAUGGGAAAUGAUGAAUGCCACAAUGCUUGUCACGUUUAUGUAUCAAAGUAAUGCUCUCUUCCAAUACUGAUCACACCUUAACUGUCCUCAACUAAACUUAAAAUGCCAUUAGAUUUUAUCCACUUCCUUAUCUAAAUACUGGACCACUGGACCUCCAGCAUUAAAGGGUAAAUUGUCCACACUUAUCUUUCACCGUUUUAACCCUGGUUCAGCAAAUACUUUACAACGACAAGUUUUUCAUGCAACCAUUCACACCCAUGCAGCCCGUUGCAGCUCAAUAUUAGCUGCAUUUGUGGAGCUUCUCUGUUCAACCAAGAAACUUCCCACAUUGAUUCAGAUUCUCAUUCUAUAAUGUUGAGGUUCUGCGACCUGUCCGCUGUCUUUGUCUUCAUUUCUCCGUGUAUUCACUCUCUCCUCAACAUGUAAAGAAUUCAGGUGUGUGUGUGUAUCUGUGUGUGAGCGCGCGUGUGCGGUAUUAAAAUUGGCAAUAUAUCACAUCCACAGAUGUCACAUGUUAAUUGAUUGAACCCUCCUUUUUGUUAGUUUGUUGUUUUUUUUAUUGUGGGAAGAAAAAAAUACUGCAUGUGUUGUAAAGUGUAUGUGUGCUAUUUGUUUUAGUUGGUCAGAAGAAUUUCAUUUGUUUCCUCCCUGUUGUAUAUGUCUCUAGAUUGGCUCAUCAGUUCUUGUGUUGUGUUUAGUUAUUUUUUUUAUGUUGCUGAUAGAAGGAAGAUAUAAAUGUCUGAAGUUUUAUUUGUUCAUGUGGCAGGAGUUUUGUGGAACACGUAACCAUCAUCAUAGAUGGACCAAUUUACAAAAAUCACUUUUGUUAGGGUGUCAUUUCUCUUUUCAAAAAUACAUCACUUACAAACAUGCACUAAUUCAGUAGUUAAAAAAUAAAUACAGGAACAUCAUGGUGGUUUGUUUCGAUAGUUUAAGUAAAAAACACUAUGAACCUAAUUGGCUAAUUUAUUUAGUUUGUUUUUGGGAGCUUAGUCAAACACAAACAUAUCAUGAGAGUGCAAUAAGAGCUGAUGGAUGGGGGGAUUGUUCCAAGCCUCUAUUCUAGUUGUAGACUUGGAGCAAAGUUUGCCAAUGUUUCAGGUAAUUUACUGCUUUGUAAAAUGUGCUUUUGUUGAUGCCCUAAAAAGUCUUGAAUGGAAUAAAUAAAGCUUUUAUCAGAUAUAUUUCGUUUGGUUAGCUUUUCAGUGUAUGCAACUUAGUACCUGGAAUACAUGAACAUCAAGUCAAGACACUCCCACUAUUCAGUCCCCAUAAUGUCAUACAUGAUAAAAACUGAUCUAAGUGUUAAUAUAGUGAACUGCAGCAUUAUUUUAUUUAUUUUACUUUUAAUUUUAAUAUUGGAAUUGCUAGCUGUUAUGUCAAGGAGAUGUAUAGAGUUUUACAUGUGAGCCAUUUUGACUGAUCCAACAACAUGGCAGACCUGCUGUAAAUGCACACUGUGCAUACUGUAGAGAUGUGGAAGUUUGAUGUUUUUAGCAUGGACUGAUGAUGUUUGUGUCUGUCAGGCUGACAUGUAUGGGUGAAUAAAUGAAGUAUCUGAUGUACUCAUGUAAAAUAAAUGUUUCUGAUGCUUCAGAGCCUGA
Messenger RNA from Cololabis saira (Pacific saury), 5534 nucleotides. RefSeq names its product dnaJ homolog subfamily C member 5-like. NCBI's taxonomy places the organism in Eukaryota, Metazoa, Chordata, Actinopteri, Beloniformes, Belonidae. Bases 254 to 844 code for a protein of 196 amino acids. Gene Ontology annotation, cellular component: intracellular membrane-bounded organelle; presynapse; membrane. The transcript is spliced from 5 exons. The record is from RefSeq and is a predicted model, not a curated record. Gene Ontology annotation, biological process: regulation of synaptic vesicle cycle.